CUGUUUCUCCCUUUCUCCAUAUUCCCCUCUCCAUACGCCUGACUCUGUUUCUCUUUCUCCAAUGUUUUCAAACCGAUGAGCAUGCUGUGUGGCUCCUAGCCUCCUACUCAUCACUGCAACUGUAACAGUAACAGCAGAGAUAUCGCCACUCAAGAGGAGUGCCAUCGCCGACAUCUACACACACAGUCACACACACACCAACGUUGGAUGAACAUCGGCUUAUUCUUCUCAAACGUACGCUGGGGAGGUAGAGAGAGAGUGUCCACCUGCGCUUAUCUCAUACACAACAGGGCUAAGGACGGGGAACUGUCAUCAUUUGGAUAAUACAUACCGUUAGAGACAGAACUCCAGCAACCACCAGUGAUCUUAGAGGAGUCCUUGGAUUACUGAAGCUUGACUGACCAUUCUAACAAAACCAAAAGGCAAAGCAACAAACCAUGAAGACCAGACUAGCCUGCCUGUCCAAUAAGUCUGACUCCUACACCGACUUCACUGAGUUCCUGCCCCCUGCCCAAGACAGGACCACCAGAUGCCUAAAGCUGACAAAAGACGAGGUCAUUCGAUGGGCAGAUUCCUUCGAUGUUCUUCUAUCGCACAAGUAUGGCCUGGCUGCCUUCCGGGCUUUUCUCAAGACGGAGUUCAGCGACGAGAACAUUGAGUUCUGGAUGGCCUGCGAGGAAUAUAAAAAAAUCAAGACUCCCGCUAAACUGGUGACCAAAGCCAACAAGAUCUACAAUGAGUUUAUCGAUGUCAAGGCUCCCAGAGAGGUAAACAUAGACUUCCGUACACGGGAGGUGACGAGACAGAGCCUUGAGGAGCCCACUCCUUCCAGUCUGAACGAGGUCCAGGCCAGGGUCCACAGCCUCAUGGAGAAAGACUCUUACCCACGCUUCCUCCGCUCCAAGAUCUACCAGGACUUACUCAAAACGCAGUACACACACUGCCAACGGAACUCUGUCUGAAGAACACACACAUGCAGCCGCAGAUACAUAUACGCACACUUAAGUGAUAAUGCCGUGAAGCCAGUGUUUGGAGGAUAUAUUGGCACGGGUGUUGCUAGGCCAGAGACAAAGUCGAGGGUCGGCAAACCGUGCCAAUAUAUGCCCUAACAUCAGCUUCUUGGGCAUUAUUACUUUUAUACAACGGGUUAGCAACAUAUUCAAAUAAUGAUUGACGUAUUUUCAUUAAAAAAAUUAAUUUGAUA
Oncorhynchus tshawytscha (Chinook salmon) is the source of this 1204-nucleotide messenger RNA. RefSeq names its product regulator of G protein signaling 8 (gene rgs8). Lineage: Eukaryota; Metazoa; Chordata; Actinopteri; Salmoniformes; Salmonidae. The record is from RefSeq and is a predicted model, not a curated record. The transcript is spliced from 7 exons. Bases 438 to 962 code for a protein of 174 amino acids.